This is a messenger RNA of Erythranthe guttata (spotted monkey flower), 512 nucleotides long. RefSeq names its product Heavy metal transport/detoxification superfamily protein. NCBI's taxonomy places the organism in Eukaryota, Viridiplantae, Streptophyta, Magnoliopsida, Lamiales, Phrymaceae. Gene Ontology annotation, molecular function: metal ion binding. The record is from RefSeq and is a predicted model, not a curated record.
GCCAUUCAUCAAGAAACUAAUAUAUAGCAAAAUAUAUAUAAAAAAAAUAAAAAAAAAUGGGAGUUGCAGGCACAUUGGAAUACUUGUCUGAUGUGUUUAGUAGCAGCAGUAACAAAAAGAAGAAAAAGAAACAGUUAAACACAGUUUCAGUCAAGAUCAGAAUGGACUGUGAUGGCUGUGCUCUUAAAGUCAACAGAGCUCUCUCUCGGGUCAAAGGGGCGAAAUCGGUGGAGUUGGAUAUGAAACAGCAGAAAGCAACGGUGUACGGAUACAUCGAAGCGAAGGAUGUGAUGAAGGCGGCUCAAUCAACCGGUAAGAAAGUAGAGCCGUGGCCUUAUGUUCCGUACACAAUGGUUGCCCACCCUUACGUCGCCGGAGUUUACGACAAGAAAGCGCCCCCUAAUUUCGUCCGUGCCUCCGACGAUCCGGCGGUCGUAACCCUAACUCCCGUGGAAGAACAGUAUACUCUCAUGUUCAGUGAUGAAAACCCUAAUGCAUGCUCAAUCAUGUAA